GUCCGACGCAGAAAGUGUGAUGCACCAUAAGCAUCACGAUCCGGGGAGCGAACUGUUGCCCUAACGUCAAUAUUUGAGGAGAUCAUAUGUAUGACGGGAUGCCGCCACUACCGACAUGUCAGCUAGUGCAACCAUGCCUCCAUACGAAACUCCGAACACGUCAAGCGAGCAUGGCGCUCACGAACAGCAGGCGGCUUUCAACCAGGCUCAGGGAUAGCGGUAGAAGACCUGCACAAUCUCAAUCUCCCUUGGACUCCGACAAUGGUAGUACUUACGUCUUGGUCCUCAUGAUCGGGUGUAGACCAAAGCUACCUGAAACUCCGUCUCAUGUCAUGCGAGGAACAAGGCCUGCAGUUGUCAAUUCGGAUACCUUGGGACUCCAUCGCGGAGGCAGGGACGAUCUAAAAUUGAUAAUUCGCCAGAGGACGACGAGUCGGAAGAGCAAUCCUGUAAUCGGGGAGUUACUCUUUCUCAACUUCCUCGGUCCCAAUUUCCCCACAACGAAUCGGCAUGAGUCGGCCGGGCGCAAUCGCAUCUUCGAACAAAGUAGCUGAACUCGUCCCUUGUUGUGGCACCGGAUUGAGAAGAUGACGUUACCCCACCCAUUCAGCCAUGUACAGGUACCACCUUCGGCGUCUCACCAUAGUCGGACGCGCGGCCUUCUGUCGGACUAUGAUCAUGGUAAUCCACCUGUGCACUCCUCGGCCGCAAACUGCAAUAGUAUAGUUAUGUCUAUCGGCU
This is a messenger RNA of Westerdykella ornata, 741 nucleotides long. RefSeq lists its product as uncharacterized. Bases 87 to 554 code for a protein of 155 amino acids. The transcript has a single exon. Lineage: Eukaryota; Fungi; Ascomycota; Dothideomycetes; Pleosporales; Sporormiaceae. The record is from RefSeq and is a predicted model, not a curated record.